This is a messenger RNA of Otolemur garnettii (small-eared galago), 5673 nucleotides long. RefSeq names its product chromodomain helicase DNA binding protein 5 (gene CHD5). Lineage: Eukaryota; Metazoa; Chordata; Mammalia; Primates; Galagidae. The transcript is spliced from 40 exons. The record is from RefSeq and is a predicted model, not a curated record. Gene Ontology annotation, biological process: negative regulation of transcription by RNA polymerase II; chromatin remodeling. Gene Ontology annotation, cellular component: NuRD complex; chromatin; nucleus. The coding region runs from base 1 to 5673 and encodes 1890 amino acids. Gene Ontology annotation, molecular function: ATP binding; histone binding; ATP-dependent chromatin remodeler activity.
AUGCGGGGCCCGCUGGGCACCGAGGAGGAGCUGCCGCGGCUGUUCGCUGAGGAGAUGGAGAACGAGGACGAGAUGUCAGAAGAAGAAGAUGGUGGUCUCGAAGCCUUCGAUGACUUUUUUCCUGUGGAGCCCGUGAGCCUUCCCAAGAAGAAGAAGUCCAAGAAGCUCAAGGAGAACAAGUCCAAAGGGAAGCGAAAGAAGAAAGAGGAGCCCAAGUCCUCAGGGCAGCUCAUGGCUGAGUGGGGCCUGGAUGAUGUGGACUACCUGUUUUCGGAGGAGGACUACCACACGCUGACCAACUACAAGGCCUUCAGCCAAUUCCUCAGGCCACUCAUCGCUAAGAAGAACCCGAAGAUCCCCAUGUCCAAAAUGAUGACAGUCCUGGGUGCCAAGUGGCGGGAGUUCAGUGCCAACAACCCCUUCAAGGGCAGCUCAGCGGCCGCGGCUGCUGCAGCAGUUGCUGCGGCUGUAGAGACAGUCACCAUCGCCCCUCCUCUGGCUGUCAGCCCCCAGCAGGCACCCCAGCCUAUGCCUGUCCGCAAGGCCAAGACCAAAGAGGGCAAGGGCCCUGGAGUGAGGAAGAAGAUCAAAGGCUCCAAAGAUGGGAAGAAAAAGGGCAAGGGGAAAAAGGUGGCUGGGCUCAAGUUCCGCUUUGGAGGGAUCAGCAGCAAGAGGAAGAAAGGCUCCUCGAGUGAGGAGGACGAGCGGGAGGAGUCGGACUUCGACAGCGCCAGCAUCCACAGCUCCUCCAUGCGCUCUGAGUGCUCCACGGCCCUGGGCAAGAAGAGCAAGAGGCGUCGCAAGAAGAAGAGGAUUGAUGAUGGUGAUGGCUAUGAGACGGACCACCAGGACUACUGUGAGGUGUGCCAGCAGGGCGGUGAGAUCAUCCUGUGUGACACCUGCCCACGGGCCUACCAUCUAGUCUGCCUCGACCCAGAAUUGGAGAAGGCUCCCGAGGGCAAGUGGAGCUGCCCGCACUGUGAGAAGGAGGGGAUCCAGUGGGAGCCUAAGGAGGAUGACGAGGAGGAGGAGGAGGGCGGCUGCGAGGAGGAGGAGGAUGACCACAUGGAGUUCUGCCGCGUGUGCAAGGACGGUGGUGAGCUGCUGUGCUGUGAUGCCUGCCCGUCCUCUUACCAUCUGCACUGCCUCAACCCGCCGCUGGCCGAGAUCCCAAACGGUGAAUGGCUCUGCCCGCGCUGUACUUGCCCCCCACUGAAGGGCAAAGUCCAACGGAUUCUACACUGGAAGUGGACAGAGCCCCCGGCCCCUUUCAUGGUGGGGCUGCCAGGACCCGAGGUGGAGCCUGGCAUACCGCCGCCCAAGCCCCUGGAGGGCAUCCCGGAAAGAGAGUUCUUUGUCAAGUGGGCUGGGCUCUCCUACUGGCACUGCUCCUGGGUGAAGGAGCUGCAGCUGGAGCUAUACCACACGGUGAUGUACCGCAACUACCAAAGGAAGAAUGACAUGGACGAGCCGCCGCCCUUCGACUACGGCUCCGGUGACGAGGACGGCAAGAGUGAGAAGAGGAAGAACAAAGACCCCCUCUAUGCCAAGAUGGAGGAGCGCUUCUACCGCUACGGCAUCAAGCCCGAGUGGAUGAUGAUCCACCGUAUCCUGAACCACAGCUUCGAUAAGAAGGGGGACGUGCACUACCUGAUCAAGUGGAAAGACCUGCCCUACGACCAGUGCACGUGGGAGAUCGACGACAUCGACAUCCCCUACUACGACAACCUGAAGCAGGCCUACUGGGGCCACAGGGAGCUGAUGUUGGGGGAGGACGCUAGGCUGCCCAAGAGGCUGAUCAAGAAGGGCAAGAAGCUGCGGGACGACAAGCAGGAGAAGCCGCCGGACACACCCAUCGUGGACCCUACAGUCAAGUUUGACAAGCAGCCGUGGUACAUCGACUCUACCGGGGGCACGCUGCACCCGUACCAGCUGGAAGGCCUCAACUGGCUGCGCUUCUCCUGGGCCCAGGGCACCGACACCAUCUUGGCCGACGAGAUGGGUCUGGGCAAGACAGUGCAGACCAUCGUCUUCCUCUACUCCCUGUACAAGGAGGGCCAUUCCAAGGGGCCCUACCUGGUCAGUGCGCCCCUGUCCACCAUCAUCAACUGGGAACGUGAGUUUGAGAUGUGGGCGCCCGACUUCUACGUGGUCACCUACACGGGGGACAAGGAGAGCCGCUCGGUGAUCCGCGAGAACGAGUUCUCCUUUGAGGACAACGCCAUUCGGAGUGGGAAGAAGGUGUUCCGUAUGAAGAAAGAAGUGCAGAUCAAGUUCCACGUCCUGCUGACCUCCUACGAGCUUAUCACCAUCGACCAGGCCAUCCUGGGCUCUAUCGAGUGGGCCUGUCUCGUGGUGGACGAGGCCCACCGGCUCAAGAACAACCAGUCCAAGUUCUUUAGGGUCCUGAACAGCUACAAGAUCGAUUACAAGCUGCUGCUUACAGGGACCCCCCUUCAGAAUAACCUGGAGGAACUAUUCCAUCUCCUCAACUUCCUGACCCCAGAGAGGUUCAACAACCUGGAGGGCUUCCUGGAAGAGUUUGCCGACAUCUCCAAGGAAGACCAGAUCAAGAAGCUGCAUGACCUGCUGGGGCCACACAUGCUCAGGCGGCUCAAGGCUGAUGUCUUCAAGAACAUGCCGGCCAAGACCGAGCUCAUUGUCCGUGUGGAGCUCAGCCAGAUGCAGAAGAAGUACUACAAGUUCAUCCUCACACGGAACUUCGAGGCGCUGAACUCCAAGGGGGGCGGGAACCAGGUGUCACUGCUCAAUAUCAUGAUGGACCUGAAGAAGUGCUGCAACCACCCCUAUCUCUUCCCCGUGGCCGCCGUGGAAGCCCCUGUCUUGCCUAACGGCUCGUACGAUGGCAGUUCCCUGGUCAAGUCCUCGGGGAAGCUCAUGCUGCUGCAGAAGAUGCUGAAGAAGCUGCGUGACGAGGGGCACCGCGUGCUCAUCUUCUCCCAGAUGACCAAGAUGCUGGACCUCCUGGAGGAUUUCCUGGAGUACGAAGGUUACAAGUAUGAGCGGAUUGAUGGUGGCAUCACCGGGGGCCUCCGGCAGGAGGCCAUCGACAGGUUCAACGCCCCUGGGGCGCAACAGUUCUGCUUCCUCCUCUCCACCCGGGCGGGCGGCCUGGGCAUCAACCUCGCCACGGCAGACACGGUCAUCAUCUAUGACUCAGACUGGAACCCGCACAAUGACAUCCAGGCCUUCAGCCGCGCCCACCGCAUCGGGCAGAACAAGAAGGUGAUGAUCUACCGCUUCGUGACGCGGGCCUCGGUGGAGGAGCGCAUUACACAGGUGGCCAAGCGCAAGAUGAUGCUCACGCACCUCGUGGUGCGGCCCGGCCUGGGCUCCAAGUCGGGCUCCAUGACCAAGCAGGAGCUGGAUGACAUCCUCAAGUUCGGCACCGAGGAGCUCUUCAAGGAUGAUGUAGAGGGCAUGAUGUCACAGGGCCAGAGGCCUGCCACACCCAUCCCUGAUGUCCAGUCCUCCAAAGGGGGUGCCCUGGCUGCCAGCGCAAAGAAGAAGCAUGGGAGCACCCCACCAGGUGACAACAAGGACGUGGAGGACAGCAGUGUGAUACACUAUGACGAUGCGGCCAUCUCCAAGCUGCUGGACAGGAACCAGGAUGCCACAGAUGACACGGAGCUGCAGAACAUGAAUGAGUACCUGAGUUCCUUCAAGGUGGCGCAGUAUGUGGUGCGCGAGGAGGACGGUGUGGAGGAGGUGGAGCGUGAGAUCAUCAAGCAGGAGGAGAAUGUGGACCCCGACUACUGGGAGAAGCUGCUCCGGCACCACUACGAGCAGCAGCAGGAGGACCUGGCCCGGAACCUGGGCAAGGGCAAGCGGAUCCGCAAGCAGGUCAACUACAAUGACGCCUCCCAGGAGGACCAGGAGUGGCAGGAUGAGCUCUCCGAUAACCAGUCUGAGUAUUCCAUCGGUUCUGAGGAUGAGGAUGAGGACUUUGAGGAGCGUCCGGAAGGGCAGAGUGGACGGCGACAGUCCAGGAGGCAGCUGAAGAGCGACAGAGAUAAGCCCCUGCCUCCUCUUCUUGCUCGAGUUGGGGGCAACAUCGAGGUGUUGGGCUUCAAUGCUCGGCAGCGGAAAGCCUUUCUGAAUGCCAUCAUGCGCUGGGGCAUGCCCCCCCAGGACGCCUUCAACUCCCAUUGGCUGGUGCGGGACCUUCGUGGGAAGAGUGAGAAGGAGUUUAGAGCCUAUGUGUCCCUCUUCAUGCGGCACCUGUGUGAGCCGGGGGCGGAUGGCGCGGAGACCUUCGCGGACGGCGUGCCCCGGGAGGGCCUCUCCAGGCAGCACGUGCUCACCCGCAUCGGGGUCAUGUCACUAGUUAGGAAGAAGGUUCAAGAGUUUGAGCACGUCAACGGGAAGUACAGCACCCCAGACCUGAUCCCCGAGGGGCCUGAGGGCAAGAAGCCUGGCGAGGUCAUCUCCUCUGACCCCAACACACCAGUGCCUGCCAGCCCCGCCCACCUCCCACCAGCCCCGCUGGGCCUGCCAGACAAAAUGGAAGCCCAUCUGGGGUACAUGGAUGAGAAGGAGCUGGGGGUGCAGAAGCCAAAGAAGCUGCUGGAAGUCCAGGCCCUGGACAGAGCAGAGGGUGAGGACAAGCAUGAGAGCUCAGUCAGCAAGGAGAGAGCCCGAGAGGAGCGGCCAGAGGAAGCUGACAAGGUCCAACCCUCUCCAGAGCAGCUACCAAAAGAGGAAGUGCUUCCCGAGAAGGAGAAGAUUCUGGACAAGCUGGAACUGAGCUUGAUCCACAGCAGAGGGGACAGUGGCGAUCUCAGGCCAGAUGACACCAAGGCUGAGGAGAAGGAGUCCAUAGACACACAGCAAAAUGGGGACAAAGAGGAAAAUGAGGAGGGGCAGAAGGAGGACAAGCAUGGAAAGUUCAAAUUCAUGUUCAACAUUGCAGAUGGGGGCUUCACAGAGCUGCACACGCUAUGGCAGAAUGAGGAGCGAGCUGCUGUGUCCUCGGGGAAGAUCUACGAUAUCUGGCACCGGCGCCAUGACUACUGGCUGCUGGCGGGCAUCGUGACGCACGGCUAUGCCCGCUGGCAGGACAUCCAGAAUGACCCAAGAUACAUGAUCCUCAACGAGCCCUUCAAGUCUGAGAUCCACAAGGGCAACUACCUGGAGAUGAAGAACAAGUUCCUGGCUCGCAGGUUCAAGCUGCUGGAGCAGGCGCUGGUCAUUGAGGAGCAGCUCAGGAGGGCGGCAUACCUCAACAUGACCCAGGACCCCAACCAUCCAGCCAUGGCCCUCAAUGCCCGCCUUGCCGAGGUGGAGUGCCUUGCUGAGAGCCACCAGCAUCUGUCCAAGGAGUCCCUUGCUGGGAACAAGCCUGCCAAUGCCGUCCUACACAAGGUCCUGAACCAGCUGGAGGAACUGCUGAGUGACAUGAAGGCUGAUGUUACCCGCCUGCCCUCCAUGCUGUCCCGCAUACCCCCGGUGGCCGCCCGCCUACAGAUGUCUGAACGCAGCAUCCUGAGCCGCCUAACCAACCGGGCUGGUGACCCCACCAUCCAGCAGGGCGCUUUCGGCUCCUCCCAGAUGUACAACAAUAACUUUGGGCCCAACUUCCGGGGCCCUGGACCGGGAGGGAUUGUCAACUACAACCAGAUGCCCCUGGGGCCCUAUGUGACCGAUAUCUAG